AAAGUGAAGCCGCCUGCAACGUGUCGGUCCAGUUCGUCCUUUCCAGUGCCUGCCUCUCCCCCCCCCCUCGGUUUUCUUUGGUCCAGGGACAAUGGGGUUUUUCAAGUGGAGGCUACGUUGGGUGAUCUUCCUUUCCUGGCUGCAGGCGUUGAGAGGGGGUGGCUUCCUCAUUAAAAAUGCCCGCUUGGAAAAGUGCCUCCACGCCUCCUCGCACGAAGCAGAGAAGGUGGGCCUGGCCGACUGCAAGCCCCAUUCCCCCUACUACCAGUGGCGCUGGGAGGCAGCCGCCCGAACCGUCGUCAACCAGAAGACCGGGGAGUGCUUGGCCAUCUCUGACCCCCAAGAAUUCGCUCUGGCCCAGCUGGAGACCUGCGGAGAGGCUGCCGGGACGCACCAGGCCUGGGUGUGCAGCCGAAAGGGCCACCUGACUUUGCCGGGCUAUGGCCUCCACCUCAGCACGAAGCCCGGGGGCCACAAGGCCUUCCUUUCCCGAGAGAAGGACAAGUUCAGCCGGUGGAAGACGGCUGGGGAGGGAACCGUCUGUGCUGCGGAACUCCACCCGGGGAAUGCUGGACUCGGCGACCCUGUGGUGGAAUCGCGCGAUGCCCUGGUGUGGAUCCCCGAAAGUAAGCCAAGAGGGAUGCGCUUGCCGCCACAGACGGGAAGCGCGUUCCCAUCCGAAGUAUUCGUUCCAUAGGAGAUGAGCGAACGGGUGCCUCUAACCUUUAAGAGCAAAUGUUUUCAUCUCAUGCUUUACUUCCCCCUCAUUCCACUGCCACCAAACAGCCCUCACCCCCC
Molecule: messenger RNA, 798 nt
Organism: Pogona vitticeps (central bearded dragon)
Lineage: Eukaryota; Metazoa; Chordata; Lepidosauria; Squamata; Agamidae
Source: RefSeq, a predicted model, not a curated record